UUGUUCUUACGCUACAUCCAAAAUGCAUCACAAGAGCUCCAUCCUCAAACCUGUGGCUCACUCAUCUUCUAUCCGCGGAAUUCAUACUACAUAACCCGCAGAAGCUCCUGCUUCUGCAGGAUCUCGAGUACCAACACUCUCUGGCAGCGCAUCUUGCCUCGAAGCCUGUCCAGCCUUUGCUGCAGAGAUGGCCUCAGUCGUCGCAUCGUCCGCCGUGGUGACCCCUGUUGCAGCUGUAGCUGCUCUCAGCUCCACCAAGAGGUCAGAUGUCAUCUCUGUGAAGGCCGGACUCAAGGCUGGCGUCUUCGGAGGCAAGAGCGAAUGGCAAUCCAAGACCGCAACCAACGGCAGCAGGGUGUCAUGCAUGCAGGUGUGGGAGCCAUACAACAACCUGAGGUUCGAGACCCUGUCCUACUUGCCCGCUCUGAGCCAGGAUGCUCUGGCCAAGCAGAUCGACUACGUCAUCAAGUCUGGCUGGGCUCCCUGCAUUGAGUUCGACACCCAAGGAGCCGUGACCCGUGAGGGCAGCACCAUGCCCGGAUACUACGACGGUCGCUACUGGACCAUGUGGAAGCUGCCCAUGUUCGGAUGCACCGACUCUGCUUCUGUGCUGAGGGAGAUUGAGGAGUGCAAGAAGUUGUACGGACACAAGUGCUACAUCAGGUGCUUGGGAUUCGACAACACCAGGCAGGUGCAAUGCGCCAUGUUCAUCGUCCACCAGCCCACCAACAAGUAGAUCAUCGCGUGCUUUCUCAGGGCACUACAAACUAGCCGACUUGAAAAUUUUCCUUGCAAUGCGCUAUGUUCAUCGGUCCCAGCCCACCCAGCAAAUUAAGGUUGGCAUGUGCUAUUAGAGUUAAAAAGGUUGAGGAUGAAUCUCGACGAUCAUAUCCGCGGGCUUAGUUAACUCACAACUGGAGGCUAGACACGACCAGGAUUUAGAAUUGCUUCAGAGCCAGGAAUGUAGAGGAAAGGAGUCUCCAAAUCUCUUGUUCUCAAUGUGUAAUCGUCAUGUAUGCCCUGCACAGACAGAGUUUGUAUCAUUCCUCUGAAUAAAUGUUCGGACAUUCUUCACUACUUUGGGGUCUUUUGGGGGCCAGAUUGUCUUCUGCCGGUUAUUUUAUAGUUAUGCAUAAAGGAUGUUACUAUGGAGGAUGACGUAGCACAUCCAACAUCUAAUCAUCUUGUGUUGUUAUUUGGAUUGACCUCAGAUUUGACUAGAAAUGUCGGCAUCUUAUAGCGGUGAACUACGAUAGAAAGGAAAGA
Messenger RNA from Marchantia polymorpha subsp. ruderalis, 1266 nucleotides. The record is from the annotation of a GenBank genome assembly. Lineage: Eukaryota; Viridiplantae; Streptophyta; Marchantiopsida; Marchantiales; Marchantiaceae.